AUGGAGCCGUCACUCCCAACCCCGGGCUCAAGCCUAUCUUUCUGGCACCAGACCACGCGUUCAUUUCGCUACUUGAACGCCAAUCGUGAGAACAAGGUCCCAAGUUCAACAAAAUACCUAAUCAUAGGGUCUGGCAUCUCCGGCGUGCUCACGGCUUGGGAGCUGGUUCACAAUGGAGUGAAGGCAGAAGACGUGUUGAUUUUAGAGGCAAGGGAAGCUGUUUCGGGCGCCACAGGAAGAAAUGCUGGUCACAUCAGACCUGAUGCGUUCCGCGGAUUUUCUGCAUUCUCAUCGAUUCAUGGGCCGGACCAGGCGAAAAAGAUAAUCGAAAGUGAGAAGGUCGUGCUCGAAAAAGUCAAGCACUUCAUUGCAGCUCACAGUAUUGACUGUGAUUUUGUUGAUACUACAACUAUGGAUGUGUGUUUGACCAAGGAAUUCGAAGAGUACCAAGCUAAAAGCUUUGCCGCCUUCAAAGCUGCUGGAGGGGAUGCCUCCCAUGUCAAGUAUUACCAAGGCAACGAAGCCAAGUCUAAGAGCAGAAACAAGGAUGCUUUGUCUGUAUACGAGUGGCCUGCGGCGUCCAACCAUCCUGCAAAGCUGACCCAGUGGAUUUUGAGCGACUUCAUUCGCAAGGGAGGACAAAUAUGGACUCACUGUCCCGUCACAAAGGUUGAAAAGCACAGCCAGACUCCUAAAUUCCGGUGGGACGUUCAUACCUCUCGAGGCGUGGUCACAGCACAUACCGUCAUUCAUUGCACAAACGCAUACGCGCCAGCUUUGCUUCCCCACCUGAUCAACUUCGUCACGCCUCUGAGGGCACAAGCUCACGCAUAUGUAGCAACCCCCGCUAUAUCUGGUGAAAAGGUUUUACAUAAUACACUUUCCCUUCGAUACAGCCUCUAUCAUUUCUUCUCUCUGAUACAACGCCCUAACGAUGGCAUUGUGAUUAUGGGAGGAUCAUCCGUCAAAACCGCAGAGGCGAGUGAAAAGAUUGCAGCAAGCAAGGAGACAUACGACGACGGGGAUUACUCAGAACAGAUGGCUGAAAAUAGCAAGAGGCAAUUCAAUGAUCUGUAUCUUGAACCUGAAUCAACCAAAACUCGGGCGGGAGAAGGAUUGGCACAUGUUUGGACUGGGAUUCUUGGAAUGACGACAGACUCAGUCCCUCUGGUAGGUCCGAUUGAUGGGCUUGAGGGUCAGUGGAUUUGUGCUGGGUUUAAUGGCCAUGGAAACAAACUGAAAAUGAGCAGGCCCAAGGUUAUGCUACUGGGAACACUUGAACAUGCCCAAGAUGCAUGGUCAAGUCUGGCACCUAUCGCAGACAGUAUCAGGCCGAAGUCCACAAAUCGAGCCGAUUUCAUCAAGGAGGCCAAGUCAGGUGCUUUCGAUGGUGUUGUAGCCCUCUACCGUGACUACUAUUCGGUCACCGUGAGUGGUAGAUUUGACGCGGAACUUCUGGAUGCGAUGCCCAAGUCAUUCAAGUACAUCUGCCACAACGGCGCUGGAUACGACCAGGUUGAUGUUGCGGCCUGCACAGAGCGCGGGAUUCACGUUUCCCACACCCCCGGCGCCGUGAAUGAAUCGACUGCCGACCUGGCAAUCUGGCUUGCACUCGGGGCCAUCCGCAACCUGCCCGUCAGUAUGCGUUCUUGCCACGCCGGUGCCUGGAGAGGCAAGCCGGCUCCUGCGUUGGGGCAUGACCCGCAAGGAAAGACGAUGGGGAUUCUCGGGUUUGGAGGAAUCGGAAGAACGGUCGCUAAAAGAGCCAUGGCUUUCGGCAUGACGGUUCAUUUCUAUGACCCAUUCCCUGUCGAUCCGAAGCUGCAUGGUGGCGCUCAGAGCGUGAGCCUAGAUACACUCCUCAAAGAGAGUGAUAUCAUCAGCAUUCAUAUUCCUCUAACACCGGAAACGCACCACUUCAUCUCCACUCCCGAGUUCAAUAAGAUGAAGAACGGAGUCGUUGUGGUCAACACGGCCCGUGGACCGAUUCUGGACGAGGAUGCGCUGGUCAAAGCUCUCGCCUCGGGCAAGGUCGCUAGCGCAGGCCUCGACGUUUUCGAGAAAGAACCGGAGAUCAACACCGGCCUUCUCGCCAACAAGAAGGUCCUUCUGGUCCCUCAUAUGGGAACUUGGAGUGUCGAAACUCAGACCAAGAUGGAAGUGCUGGCCAUUGAUAAUGUUCGGUCAGCGGUUACUAAAGACAAGCUCAUUACUCAGGUCCCCGAGCAAAGGUCGAUAGCCAAGCUAUAA
Clonostachys solani is the source of this 2250-nucleotide messenger RNA. NCBI's taxonomy places the organism in Eukaryota, Fungi, Ascomycota, Sordariomycetes, Hypocreales, Bionectriaceae. The record is from the annotation of a GenBank genome assembly.